Molecule: messenger RNA, 1581 nt
Organism: Caenorhabditis sp. 36 PRJEB53466
Lineage: Eukaryota; Metazoa; Nematoda; Chromadorea; Rhabditida; Rhabditidae
Source: the annotation of a GenBank genome assembly
AUGCUUCGUCCCUUCAUUCCAUUUCUCCUCAUACUUCUAUGGAGAUGUGAAGCCCGUCCACAACAAGGCGAUCAACAGCCCAUUCCAAUUUCAAAGUGAGUUAUGAGAACAGAAAGUGUGGUGGGAAAGGAAAGCAUUUCAGAGAUUCAACGCCUGGACGGCCGGUUUACAAGCAUGUUCCGAGUGAGUUUGCUCGAGCAAACGUGGAGCAGACGACGCAGAAACCGAGAAGAAGGCACAGGUAGCACUUUUCUGUUUUAAUUGGUGAAGUACGUUUUCAGACACCGUCGACCGACCUACGAUGAUGCGUACGAAAAGCAGAUGGAGCAAUGGAGAGAGCAGAGAAGGGAGGCGGAUAAGGCGAGGAAGGCACAGUACGAUCAGUACUACCAACAGUAUUUCGAUCGAAUGAGACAGUACGCAGUGAAUGUGCACGUCAAUCGGUUUGGAUUCCGACAAAGAUUAGAUGUUCAUUUGAUGCUUCAGAUACGGUCAACUUCUGAAACAACAGGAAGAUGAAAAGGUUAGAUUUGCGAAGAACAUGGAAGAGUUUGGAUUGAGAAGCUCUGCGCUGGGAGUCGAUCGGGCGGACACCGACGGAAGCGAAGUGCAGAGAAGGCCAAGGUUGAUCGUGACAUCCGAAUAUAGGGAUUCUAGAAGUUGUUUCAGCUCUCCAUUCGGAGGAAUCACAGAAAAGUCUCAACUGGAUCAAACAAGGGCAAAGGCAGCUGAUGUGCGUGGAGUCAUGAUGAAAAGACCGCCAUCGGCUGUGGAGCCACGGCCCGAAGACAUUGAUGUUCACCGGAAGGCUCUUCAUCUGGAAGCACUGUGCAAUCGGUUCUUGCCGACGGUCAGAAAGCAUUGCUUCGGAGGAAACAAGACGGAUGACAAGUACGGGAGCAAGUGCAAGGGAUACUUCCACGUAAGCUCGCUUUCCAAUCGAACCCUUCCCCAUUUCCCUAAUACCUUAGGACUGUCAACGAUUCCUCCCAAAGUCGGACCCUCUUUAUAACAUUGCCUACGCUUUCGACUCGAACGUCGGACUAAAUCUGGGAACGUGGGAUGUCAAGGGAAUCCCAUACUAUCCGAUCAACGAAGAAGGAGCGAUUGGAGCAGGCAGACAAAUGAACAUUCCGUUCGGAUCCUGGGGAGGAGGCUAUUCCGAUCACAUCGGAGUCAGAGAUUACUGGUCUCAGUACCAGGAGAUCGGCGCGAAUUGGUACGAAGGAAAGUACGGAUACAAGUCGGGAUGGAGUGUUCCACUCGUCCAAUCGCUUGGAAUCGAGGGAGACACCCAUGCUGUCGUGAGUCAAACAUUCUCCAUUUUAGCCCAAUGAUCAUUUCCAGGUGAGUGUCCCUCUGAAGCCAGGAGAAGCCGGAAAGCCGAUUGGAGUGGACGUGGGCGGAGGCGUCGGUCCAUACUACCAACAGAAUCAGCACGUCGGCGUCGACUACCUGAACGGACAAGUGGGAACGAACCUCGGAGUCGGAGUGCCGAUGGCCGGAGUCGCAGUGAACACGGGAGUGGGCGUGACUUUCCCCGGAGUCAAUGAUAUUCUCGGAAAGAAGAAGAAAAAGUAA